Girardinichthys multiradiatus is the source of this 12661-nucleotide messenger RNA. Its product is annotated as neural-cadherin-like. The record is from RefSeq and is a predicted model, not a curated record. Gene Ontology annotation, molecular function: calcium ion binding. Gene Ontology annotation, biological process: homophilic cell-cell adhesion. The transcript is spliced from 25 exons. Gene Ontology annotation, cellular component: cell-cell junction; plasma membrane. The coding region runs from base 22 to 5763 and encodes 1913 amino acids. Lineage: Eukaryota; Metazoa; Chordata; Actinopteri; Cyprinodontiformes; Goodeidae.
ACUUACAAUUUGGAAGAUGGAAUGGUCCCAGAGACCAACAUGCCAGUUCGCUUCUACUUGACUCCCAAUCGAGAAGAUGGUUCGUCCUCCAUCUUGGUGGCAGAGCCCCUGGACUAUGAGGUCACCAGGAACUUUAUUUUAAGGGUUCGAGCUCAAAAUGUGGCAGCUGUACCAUUAGCUGCCUUCACCACAGUCUAUGUCAAUGUCACAGAUGUUAAUGACAACGUUCCAUUCUUCACUUCCUCCAUCUAUGAGGCUUCAGUCACUGAGGGAGCAGAGUCAGGGACUUUGGUUUUCCAGGUAUCAGCCAAUGAUCUUGACCUGGGCCUUAAUGGCAAGAUCUCUUACUCGUUGCUGGAGGAUCGCAGUGGGGAUCAUCAGUAUUUCCGGAUUGAUUCAGAGCUGGGCUUUAUCUACUCUCAAGCUGUGUUUGAUAGAGAGACCAAAAGCUCAUACCUUUUGGAGGUUCAGUCUGUGGAUAGCUGGGAGUCAGCACGACCUGGAAAGCAUGGACAACCCAACUCUGACACAGCAUAUGUUCGUGUUUUCAUCAGCGACGUGAACGAUAACAAGCCUGUGUUUGCACAGGCAUCUUAUGAAGUUGAUGUGGAUGAGGACGCUGACGUGGGUUUUGCUAUUCUCACAGUUAGUGCCAAUGAUGGGGAUGAAGGUGGAAAUGCUAAGCUGCGUUACCAGAUCACUUCAGGAAACACAGGAGGCGUGUUUGAUGUGGAACCAGAGGUGGGAGCAAUCUUCAUCGCUCAGCCUCUGGACUACGAACAGAACAAAAGAUACAAACUUCAUGUCCUGGCUUCGGACGGGAAGUGGGAAGAUUACACAACAGUGACGGUGAACGUGGUGAACAAGAAUGAUGAGGCUCCCGUGUUUACUGUGAACGAGUACUACGGCAGCGUGACUGAGGAACUGGAUGGUUCACCAGUUUUUGUCUUGCAGGUAACAGCCUCCGACCCAGAUAAGGAUGCGGACCAGGAGGCCCUGCGGUACUCCCUCCAUGGCCAGGGUGCUGAGAGUGAAUUCAUAAUAGAUGAGGUCACAGGCAAGAUCUACGCUCAGAGGACGCUGGACCGCGAGGAACGCGCUGUUUGGCGUUUUGUUGUUUUGGCAACAGAUGAGGGGGGUGAAGGUCUGACGGGCUUCACUGACGUUAUCAUCAAUGUGUGGGACAUCAAUGACAACGCUCCAAUAUUCCCUUGCCCCCUCAGCUGCCACGGAGAUGUAUCAGAGAACUCUGUAAUCGGGACAUCCGUUAUGGAGAUGACUGCAACCGACUUGGAUGAUUCGGCUGUGGGGCAGAAUGCUGUGCUGUCCUACAGGAUUGUGGGCAUUUUAGAUGUCACAAACUCCAAACAGGGAGGAGUGCCCGCCUUCUCAGAUAUGUUCUCCAUCAACCCCACCACAGGAACCAUUACGGUAGGCUUAGGAGGUCUAGACAGGGAGCAGAUUGAGUCCUACCUCCUCGUUGUGGAGGCCAGAGAUGGAGGAGGGAUGACAGGAACUGGAACUGCAACCAUUCAGGUUAAGGAUGUAAAUGACCAUGCUCCAAGAUUCAUUGAUCAUUCCUGUCAGGCAAGGAUUUCUGAAAAUGCAGAACCCAAUGCAGAGGUCCUGCAGCUCGCUGCGGAGGACAGAGACACUGGAGAAAAUGCUCAGCUGACCUUCAGUGUUGUGGCCGGAGAUCAAGAGCAGAAGUUCUACAUGGUCAGUCACAAGCAGGAGCAGCAUGGAGUUUUGAGGCUGAAGAAACGCUUGGACUACGAACGACACAGCGAACAGAAGUUCAACCUUACACUGAAGGUGGAGGACCUGGACUUCUCAAGUUUUCUGCACUGCAUGGUCGAGGUGGAGGACUAUAAUGAUCACGCUCCCGUCUUCAUUCCACACUUUCUGUCCCUGGCUCCACUACCUGAGGACAUCAGUGUGGGAACCAGCGUGGCUCGUCUGGUGGCCAGUGACUCAGACUCAGGCCAGAACCGCGACAUAACCUACAGCCUGUCAGAGGACUCGGACACUGAGGGUCUGUUCACUAUUGACCAGUCUGGUGUACUCUCUGUGGCCCGGCCACUGGAUCGAGAAAAAACAGCCCAACAUCAGUUGGUUGUCAUAGCAACAGAUCAUGGGAUCCCUGCUCUAACAGGCAGUGCCACAGUUCAGCUGCCUCUGUUGGAUGUUAAUGAUAAUGGUCCGGAGUUUGAGGCUGCCUACUCUCCUGUAGUCUUUGAGAAUGUGGCAGGUCCACAGGUAGUGAGGUUGAACCAAACCUCCACCCUCCUCCGAGCCAUGGACCGGGACUCUCCUGAGAAUGGGCUGCCCUUUCACUUCACUGUCCCACCCGAGUACCGCUACAGCAAUGAGUUUUACCUCCAGGACAAUUUGAACGGCUCUGCAACCCUAACAGCUCUGAGGACGUUUGACCGCGAGCGCCAGAAAGAGUUUCUCCUUCCUAUCGUAAUGAGUGACAGUGGUCAUCCAGCCAAAACAGUGACCAACACACUGACUGUGACCAUUGGUGACCAAAAUGAUCACGCUCAUGUAGCGGGAGAGAAGCACAUAUCUAUCAACAGCCACAGAGGCCGUAUGCCAACAACAGUGCUCGGAAAGGUCUAUGCUCCUGACCCUGAUGACUGGGAUAAUAAGACCUAUGUCUUUGAGGGACACAUGCCAAGUUAUUUCAUCCUGAACAAGCGCACAGGGUUCCUUAUCAUCAAGGAGAACACGCCACCUGGCACCUACCAGUUCCAAGUCCGUGUGUCUGAUGGAAUUUGGCCAGAUGCCAUCUCCACUGUUACCGUGCAUGUAAGAGAGCUGCGAGAUGAUGCCAUCUACAACUCGGCAUCCCUUCGCCUGGCAGACAUCACUGCAAAGGAGUUCAUGGAACUUAGAGGAAAGCAGCGGAGCCGUUACGAGCUGUUGGUGGACUUCUUGUCUGAGAUGCUCUCUGUUCCACCUGAUGAAGUUAACAUCUUCAGCCUAAUGGAUGUGAAGGAGCGAAUGCUUGACGUUCGCUUUGCUGUGAACGGUGGCCUGUCCUUUCUCCAGCCUGAAAAAAUGCAUGGUUAUCUAGCAGCCCACAAACAAAAGCUCCAAUCUUUCCUGCAGGUCAGCGUGUUUCAGAUCCGGUCAGACGAGUGUCCUGGCUCGGAGUGCGCCGGCACAGGAGGCUGCACCAGUGUUUUGAAUAUACGGGACGCACCCACAGUGGUGGACAGUGGCACAAUGAGCCUGGUUUCUGUGAUGAUGGAGUCCAAAGCUGUGUGCUCCUGCCCAGGACGGGAGCAGUCCCAUCAGCCCUGUGCCUCAUAUCCCAGGAGCCCUUGCUUCAAUGGAGGGGUGUGUGUAGACACUCAGCAUGGCUACAGGUGCCAGUGCCCUGCUCAGUUUGAGGGACCUGAAUGCCAGCAGAACAAGCACAGUUUCCAUGGCAAUGGUUAUGCCUGGUUUCCUCCUAUGAUGCCUUGUUUUGAGAGCCAUGUGUCGUUGGAGUUUAUCACGGACGUGGCUGAUGGACUGCUGCUGUACAGCGGCCCACUUGCACAGCUGCAAGCCUGGGACCAAGAGGACUUCAUGGCCAUAGAGUUAAUAGAUGGGACCCCCACCCUUAAAGUCAACCAUGGGUCCGGCACGCUUGUGCUACAGCUGCCAGGGAACAUCAACGGGGCAGACAGGCGAUGGCAUCGACUGGAUGUCCGUAGCAACAGCAAGGAAGUGCGGUUCACCCUGGAUCGAUGCUCAGGGGCUACAGUAAUGGAAAGGGAGGGUCUGGGCAGCUGGUUGACCACUGAGGAUCACUCCUCCUGUGAAGUGAUGGGUGUUACACCCAACACUGACAGACACUUAAACAUGAGUCAAGUGCUGCAGCUUGGAGGUGUGAACGAGGACAUUCCCUACAUUUAUCCUCAGCUUCAGCACAAACACUUCACCGGCUGCAUCCGGAACCUCAUUGUGGACAGCAAGCUGUAUGAUUUAGGCUCUCCAGCUGACUGGCAGUCCAGUUCUCCAGGCUGUCUCACCACUGAUAGCAGCUGUGUCAACAUGGGGUAUCCGUCCUGUGGCAAUCGAGGUCGCUGUCAUGGUGAGUGGGGUUCCUUCAGCUGCCAGUGUGUGGCUGGAUACACAGGACACCAGUGUGAAGAAGAGGUCCCAGAAUAUUCCUUUGAUGGGCACAGCCAUGUGCAUUACCAGCUGCCGUCCGUGCUGCCUCCCCGAAGAACAUGGAUCCAAGUGCUCAUUCGAACCCGUAAACACAGCAGCGUCAUUGUCAGUCUGGUGUCAAGGGACCAGAGUGAAUACCUGCGACUAGAGAUCUUUCAGGGCCUUCUUUGCGUUUUCUACAACCUCGGUGACGGUGGCUACAACCUAACUCUGCCUAGCUAUCGCCUUGACAACGGCGAGUGGCAUGAGGUGUUUUUGGAUAGACAUGACAAUGAGAUUACGUUACGGCUGGAUGGUGGUGGAGGAAAGCGGGAGGUGAAAGGAUCACAGGGCAGAAGCCGGCAAAUCAUCAUCGACGCCACUGCUGUGAUGUUAGGAAACUCCUUCCCUUUUGAUAUCAACAAGAGCUUUCAAGGCUGCAUGAGGGAUUUACGCCUCAAUGGUCAUUACAUGCCGCUGGACAGCCAACCACGGGACGGGGUUUCCCAGGUCAGCGUGCAAGGUCUCUCAGUUGGAUGCUCAUCUGACUCCUGCAAAAAGAACCACUGUAAACCCCCCUUUACCUGUGUGGACUUGUGGAGAGUGCAUGAAUGCAGGUGUCCUCCCGGUCACAUGAUCCGUGUGAAUGGCACCAAAAAGUCCUGUGUGUACACCCUUUGUGCUACGCGUCCUUGUCACCGGGGGACCUGCGUGGCACAGUCACCCUCUAUGUUCACCUGCCACUGUCCAGAGGGCUACAGAGGGCGCCACUGUGAGACAACAUUAGCAAUAUAUAGAGAGGAUAUGGGCCUGAGCUUUAGCUCGCUCUUUGCCAUCUGUAUCUGCUUCAUGGCGUUGCUGGUGCUGCUGCUGGGCAUUUUCCUCUACACCCGCUGGCGUACCUACAAAGGUCUCAAAGAGGGCGUGUACCACGUCUCGGCACAUCACGAUGGCUGGGAGGACAUUCGAGAGAACGUGCUUAACUAUGACGAGGAAGGAGGAGGGGAGGAGGACCAGAACGCCUACGACAUGGCAGAGCUGCAGAAGUCUCUCCAGCCCAGCCCAGCCCAGUCGGUCCAGUACUGCCGCUCCAGGGCCCUGCACCACCCACCCCCUCCCCAUCAUCACCAUCAUCACCUCCUCCACCAGGCUCCACCCACCCAACCAUCUGCCCAGCCUUUGGAUCCCCUCAGCCGGACAUGCAGCUCCACAACCCUGCCACCUUCCGCCACCUCCACAGCCACCACCACCAGCCUUCGUAGAGACGUCCCCCCCACCAGACCUCCUGCACAGGGCCAGACACGUCCUUCCCAGUUGGCGCGACGCUCCCUCUCCUUCUCCAGCCAGGACCUGGCUCGCUACCUGUGUGAGAUCAUCCGUGACGCCGACCAGCACCCGGAAACAGGGCCCUUCGACUCCCUCCAGGUGUUCUCCACCGAAGGAGGGGGGUCACCUGCUGGCUCUCUCAGCUCCUUCAGUUCAGCAGGGCUGGACGGAGGGAGCACAGGGGAGGGAGGUGGAGAGGCGAGGAGGGAGGAGACUCUGGGGGACUGGGGGCCUCGCUUUGAGAAACUGAGAGCUCUGUAUGAGCGAGCUGAGGCUAGUGACCUCUGAGCUCAGAUACUGAAAGUGAUGGGACGCCGAUACCAGGCCGCCUUAAAAAAAUCAAUUAGAUGGUUAGCAGUGAGGAUACAGAGAGUGAGUGAAUGACAGAGUCUCCCUUUGGUCCAUCAAAGCGGUGGCCUAACAGACAAAUAUUGCUGUGCACUGAGUGUUGCACUGCCUCGGACCUGGGAGGACUGUUUUACAGGAACAGACAUUUUCAACAGGUGAGAUUAAAGGCUUGUGAACAUCUCAGGCUGAGUUCCUGAACAUGAUGAAGUUCACUGUCAACAGAAUUAUUGAAUCAGACUGUGAAAUUCAGAACUCAAGUCCUUUUAGGCAGUUUUUAGUUCAAAUCAGCACCAGUGAAAAUGUAUUUUGUAUCAUGUUGCUGCUGAAUGAGACCUGUGUAAAUAAGAGACAUGCAUUGUACACUGCAAUGACACACCAUCAGUUAUUGGGCUCAUACAGAGCUGGCAAGAAAUCUUUUUGAGUGUGUUCUUUUUAAUAUGAUGUUCUGCUGCCUGGCUCUGCACAGUUUUUGAAGUUUCUAAGAGACUAAUUGUAUGAGGGCAAGAAAUAGACUAUGAGACCAGGAAUGUUUUUCCACUGGAACUCAUUUUCCCGGAACCUUCUCAUUUAACCUGGCCUUUGCUUGCAUGCAUUUUCACCAUGGGGCCCAAACAGUGCCUUUCACGUAUAUUACAUCUGCAGUUUAACUGAGCUGGAACUCCACCUACUGCAGGAGUUUUGACCAAUGUCUUACUCAGUCAAAGAGUGUAAGAGAGAGUCUCCUGUAAUAAAAAUAAAUAGAUCAGAUUUUCAGCUUUAAAACAGUAACCAAUGAUUCUGUCACAGCGAUUACACUCUAUAACUUACAGGAAGUAGCCAAAAAGUACACAGUAAGGUGUAUCUAUAGAAAACUGUAAACUUGUUGACACAAAGGAGACUAGAGAGCUCUAGUUUCAAUUACGACCUGGUGACCUACAGCCAUAACGUGACUAUUUCAUGAGUGUUAACACUCAGUUACUUCAAAGUCAACAACAUUUUGUAACAGUCACAGAUUUUUAAUAAUUAAAACAUGAAAGAUGUUUGCUAAAGGAGCAUUCAUCACACACACACACAAAAUCCAUCUCCUUACUUAAAUUUAAUAACAACUUUUGGGGUUUGUGGGUGUUUUUAUCUGUGCCUCGUAGUUAAAACACUUUAAAACUGUUGAAUUGUACUUUGACCAAUGAAGUUACAGGGCUUCAGAAAAGUGUUAGCCCUCUAACAGAGUUUUUGCUUUUUUCCCCACUGUUAAAUGUUUUAAAUCAUCAAACAAAUGUUAUUAUCAGACAAAAAUACAGAAAGACCUUUCUAAAAGAUAAUUUCAUUCUAGAAAAGCUACCCAAACCAACCUGACCCUAUAUGAAAAUAAUUAAUCAAAUAGUUAAUCACAUUUUUUCUUCAUUUUCACAAGCCAAACUAAGUCCUGCUGUCUGGCAGACUUGUAAAACACAAGAAAUUACCUAAAUAGAACCUGUCUGAAAACAUGAAGUAGGCAAAAAAUCUCAAAAAGCCACACAUUAUGCAUGUUCCGAAGAAAUUUAGGAAUAGAUGAGAAACAAGGUCAUUGACAUCUAUCGGACUGGAAAGGGUUACAAAGCCAUUUCUAAAGGUUUGGGACUCCAGGAAACCCCAGUGGAACCAUUAUCCACAAAUGGAUAAAAGAUGCACCUGAUGUGAACCUUCCGAGGAGUAGCCGGUCUAGCAUAAUUACUCUUAGUUACUGGAUGACUCAUCCAGGCGGUCUCAGUAGAACACAGAACCACAUCUAAAGCACGUUAGACCUCACUAAGCAGCAAUUAAGAUCAGCAGUCAUGAUACAAGAGGAAAGAUUCGGCGCAAAAUUGCCCCCAUUUCCAAGGUGAAAACCACUGCUGACAAAAAAUACCCAACAGUCUCAUAUUUCACAAAAACACAUCGAUGAUUCCUAAGACCUGUGGAAUGACAAGCAAAAAAUGAAACAUUUUAGAAGAAUUUCGUGACAUCUGGCAUAAAACAAACACAUUUCAGAAAAAGAACACCAUACUGACAGUGAAAUAUGGUGGUGGUAGUGUGAUGGUCUGGAGCUACUUUGCUGCUUAAGGACUAUUUAUGCUUUGAAAAAAAAUAUUCCAAUCUAGCCGAAUUAAAACAAUUGUGCACAAAGGAGUGAACCAAAAUUCAUCCACAGGGAUUUAAGAGACUAAUUGCUAGUUGUUAGACACGCAUAGUCAUUAGUUUAUAUUUGGGGUACAAUUACUUUUUCACAUAAUAAAUGAAAUCAUUAUUUAAAAACUGUAUUUUGUAUUUACCCAGGUUAAACUUUGACUUUGUUUGAGGAUCUGAAACCUUUAAGGGUGACAAAAUAGAAACAACAGAAGAAAUCUGUUAGGGUGGUGGUUACUGUUCAAAGCACAGUACUACGUCUUUCUCACCUACGGUUGUAAGCAGACAUUGAUGAUUUAUAAAACAUGCAGUCAAAGUUCUGAGAAAAUUGGAGCUAUUGACAAGUUUACACUGAGAUGACUGAACUAUAAUGCUGAAAAAAUUCAAGCAAUUUAAAAUGCUCACACCCCCCUCCAUGAAACUCUAUCCAGUAGUCCCUGGUAAGUGAAAAAGUACUAGCUCCUUAUCCGGGGUCACCUUCUGCUAAUCUGUUUUCACCCUGGGAGAUGCAAACAGAAGGAGCUAAAGAAUGGCCUCUAAAAACUACCCUGGUUCCUGGAAAAGGUUCCUGCAGGUAAAACAGUCUUGAAGUAAGUGCUCUGACCAUUGCUGGGUGCCAGUUGUUGGACUAUUUUUGCUCAUUAGCUCAGUUAAGUACUUUGGUAUUGGUGAAGUGUUUUAAGGUUCAACACUGUAGGUUGUAAGACAUCAAACCUUCUCUGCUUAGUACUGCACCCGCGUCUUCAUUUGCGCUCUGCUGCUCAUUGUAGCUCACCCAAGGGGGGCUGCUGGGGCCGCACAGAAAUACAAACAGAGCUCUAACAAAGAGGUGCGAGUGGAUGUGUGGACCACAGGCUGGAGGGAGGAAACGCUCACUCCGCUGCUCCGCUCGCCCCCCCAGUUCACAGGCAUACCAAAUAUGGCAGCUGCGGCAGAAUACAAACUACGCAGAGCAGCUUUCCAAAGUGACAGCUCGAGAAAUUCAAAUAAAUGAAGGAGGGGAUUGGAGAAGAUUUAAAUGGAUUAUUCAUAUGUACACCAUAGCUGGAACAUCUGUGCUUUAAAAUCAUACUGAACUGUCAGCACAGUCUUCCCCAUGUCACAAGGGAGGACAGAUCUUUUUUUUCUUUUUUAAACUCUACACAAUCCGCUUCCUGCAGCUUUUCACCCAGCGAGAACCACUUAUCUGAAAAGAACAAAGAGGCAAAGAGAAGAAAUAAAGCAGCAAAGAGGAAGUAGAGUGUGGGAAGGCCCAGCUCCUCUCACCUUUGAUAUAAGAGAUGAUUGUAUGGUGGAGGGUUGAAUCACAGAGGCAGAGAGUGGUUGGCUCUGUGAUGAGAGGUAGGAAGUGUGGAUGGAAAUGUUAACUGGAAGUAACAGUUAGUUAUAGCAAACAGACGUCUCUCCUAAAAGGCUCCAGCCUGGCAUCUUCUGUGGCCAGCAGGAAGUAGAAUGUUCUGGGCCUGCUUGUCACACUUUGGUUGGCUCAAAUGGUUACAUUUUCCAUCCUUGAACUAAUUGUAACAAAAAGUAUUGUAUCAAAUUUAGCUUGAAUCUGUUUAUUUUAUAGCAAUUACACAAAAACACACAAUACAUAACACUUGUUUAGAGUCAUAAAGGUUACAUGACCUUAUGAAAAAAGACAACUGACAGUUUUGGAUAAAUAUCUACUAAAGGAAAUUUGUUGUCAUUUUUAAAGACCAGCCAUUUUAUUUCUAUUUUUAGGUUUAAAAAUUAAGAAAAACAUAAAACUUUUGCAAAAACAUGAUGGAUACAUUUUCUUCUAUGGGACGUUGAUAUUUGAGGAAAAUAUGUAUAAAAGAAACAGCACCUAGUUUCCAACCUAACAAGAAAAUUAGAUUACUAUAGCUACCUGCACUGUCAUUCUAGUGUGAAAGAAUUUAAUGCAAUUAUUUAUCAAAUUAAACAAUAAAACUGUUAAAACCUGCAUUUGGUAUUAUAUCUGCAUUUAAAGCAUUAAUUGGUUCUUUAAAGUAGUUUUAUAAAGUAAUUGCGGAAGGUCCAAAGAGCCCCUUGCGGCUCCGUAGACGCAUGUUGCUGAUCCCUGGUAUUGACUCAAUAGAUUCAAUGACAUAAAGACCAAUAUCAAACUAAAACUAAAGCAAGAUAAGUUUAUGAUGUCAAGAAGUCAGAAGUUAUCUAUACAAGGAGGCCCGGGGAUCUUUCCUCUGGAGAAAGCAUGCAGCAGUACUAGAAUGCAAAGUGCAUCAGGACAUUGACUUUGCAGCAAUUCUUUAUACUGGACAAAUAUGUGGGGACAGUGGAAAGAAAUCGAUUCCUUUUUACAAAGAAACUGCCAGAACCGGACUCAGGUGAGCAGCUAUCUGACACUAUAAGUUGGGGGUUUGAAGAGACAGAAAGCAAAGACAGAAGAAACUAUAUACUCGUCCAAGAGAAUUUUCUACAGGUAACAAAAUUAGCAGCACUCAACACUCUGUGCCAAGCAAGUGUUGGUUGUGUUUGGUGUUGGUUUUCUCUCUACUUGUCUAUUGACUUUCAUUUAAAAAGUGACAAAAUAAAUGUUUUUUAGGUUUUCAGAGAGACAUUAAUAAUUUGAGAAAUUGAUACCACCCAAUGGGCUUUGUAUUUAUAACAUGAAUUUAAACCAGUGCUAAAAUGAUUAAUUAUCUUAAAUUAUUGUACAAUUGUUGCUCAGGAGAAACAAUUUGGCUUUAAUAACAUUGAAGCAGAUAUGUAUCCUCAGAACUGCUGAGAAGCUCAUGGGAGUUUGGUUGUUUGGUCCACUUGUGUUUUGUGGGUCUUAAGAAGACUUAAACAGUAUUCGCCAUGGCAUUUUGUCAGGCAUGGUUUGGGAUCCUGUUUUUGGCGUUCAUGGAUGGGAUCUCCAGAUGUGGGUGUUAGGAAUCUGGUUUGGGAACCUUAGGGUCUCAUCUUUACCUUUUGCAAAUUCUGUUGGUUUCUCUAAGCUUGCACUAGAGUAAUUUACAACCAACUGAGAUGAGAGUCAGCUCCUCUAACUGUGAGGCCAUUGUUCUCAACCAGAUGAAGGUGCGCUCCUCACUCCAGUUGGGGGUUUGUGUCUGACUAAAAAAAGGAGGACUUCAAGUAGAGGUACAGAGGGUCUUGUUUACAAGUAAUAGUAGGAUGGAUGGGAAAAUGAUGGACAGAUUGAGGCUUUUUCUGCAUGAAUGCAGGUGCUGCUCUGGUCUGAUGUGCUGAAGAAAGAGCUGAGCCAAAAAGCUAAGCCUGUCUGUCUAUUAGUAAAACCUUCACUUAUGUGAUAUGAUCAUGACCGAAAGAAUGAUAUCGCGAAUACAGUCAGCUGAAAUGAGCUCCUUCCAAAGGGUGGCUGGACUCAGCCUUAAGAGUUCCAACAUUUAGAAGAAACUCAGAGUAGAGACGCUGCCCCCUGUAGUGAAACGAGUCAGUUGAGAUGGUUUUCCAGGCCUUACCCAAUGAAAGGGCAGACCGAGAACUCGUUGGAGGGACUAUAUAUCUGUUUUGGUCUGGGAACCCCUUGGGAUCCCCCAGAAUGAACUUUAGUGUUACAGGAAAGAGGGACACGUGGGUUUCCCUUCUGGAUCUGUUAGCCCCACGACCUGAUCUCAGAUUAGUGGAGGACAACAAUUGGAUGGAUUAUAGGAACUGUGAAAUGUGAAAUGAAGGAAUUUUCCGUACUUUAAACCAAUGUUGAUGCAUAUUUAACACAUACAGAGUCAUUUUGGAAGCACUUUGAUGCCAUCUGGUGGCGGGGCUAUGCCCAAAUAUGGCUAAUUUGGCAAGUUUGUAAUAAAGAUGUUAAGUGUCUGAUUAAAUACCUUUAACUUGCUGGUGAGAAAGUGAUUGAAAUCAAUGCUUUUAUCUUCAUCUCCUUGAAAAGGUGUCUUAUUUUUAAAUGGCUGACACAUGAAAAUUGCAAGAUACAUCCGAACCUCAAAAUUUUGUUGGUUCCACAAAAUGACCACUGCUAAAUAGAGCGACUGUUAGGUCAAAGUGUGACAGCAACAGAAUUUUUCCGGUCCCUAAAAUGUGGCAGUAACAAGCAAUGUAACAAUCAGUCCUGGUCUACCCUACCAGCAUCACGGUCAUCACAGAGUUUUCUUUCCUUUUUCCAUCCUGGCAGAGCAAGGAAGUUAAAGAGGAUGCCCUCAUGAGAACAGGUCAGGCUGGCUAACCUAAGGGACGUUAAGGGGCUGCUGUCAAGCUGGACAAACCAAAGCAUUGCAUGAACUUUCACAUAGGGGUCAAAUCCCAGAGAACAUCUUUUCAGAGAUAUGCUAUUUUCUGCUGUUGGUUUUAUUUUGUGUUUGAUUUCCUAUCAGACUGUGAGGAUCUGGGGAUAUCUGUGUUGUAUUCUUACUCACUGGAGCUGAGCCUGAGCCUCAGACGUGAAGGACUAAGACGCCUUAUUUUUCAUGUCUCCCACUUUGACCGUGAAGAGCAGCGAUUAACUCCCCGACGUGUGUACCAUGAAACAGUUUCCUAGAUGUUAUGUUCUGGGUGCAGACUUGUGAGCAAAUGUAAUAUUUUUACCUCAAUUGUAAAUAGAGAGAGAGAUUAUCGCUUUUUGUCGAGAAAAGCACCAUAUGCUAACGAUGUGAAGAGUCAAAAGAAAAAGAAUAAAACUGAACAUAUUUUCUAUCAAUAUGAUGGUGAUGAGCUUUUAACAGUUGUAUAAGUGUUUUGUAUUUGCUUUGAUUUCCUUUUCUCAAUAAAUCCAUUUAUUUGCACCAGA